Molecule: messenger RNA, 749 nt
Organism: Lacerta agilis (Sand lizard)
Lineage: Eukaryota; Metazoa; Chordata; Lepidosauria; Squamata; Lacertidae
Gene: INO80C
Product: INO80 complex subunit C
Exons: 5
Coding region: 16-645 (209 amino acids)
Biological process (GO): chromatin remodeling
Cellular component (GO): Ino80 complex
Source: RefSeq, a predicted model, not a curated record
GAGGCGUUCGCCGCAAUGGCGGCUCCGGCACCCGCUGCCGCUUCCUCCCCGCCGGCCGCCCCGACGCCCCCUGCGCCUUCUCCGGCCGCCCCUCCUGGGCCAGGGGCAGGAGCCGCCGCAGCGCGCGGCAAGAAGCGCCCCUCCAGCCCUGGGAACGGCAGCUCCGGUAAGAAGAAGCGACUGGCGGCCGUUGGCGGCGUCGGAGGCGGGAGCUGCCCUCAGAAUACCAGUGCAGAGACAGUGACUGAAAAUAAAACCGUGACCACAGAUCCUAGUACAGGUCCAGUAGAAACAUCUAUAAAGCCAUUGCCUUUUAAGUCUCCAAGCUUCGUUCACUCUGGCAUUGGUGGAGCAGCAGCUGGCAAGAAGAACAGAACCUGGAAGAACCUGAAACAAAUCCUUGCAUCGGAAAGGGCAUUGCCAUGGCAACUGAAUGAUCCAAGCUAUUUCAGCAUAGAUGCUCCUCCUUCCUUUAAACCAGCCAAGAAAUACUCUGAUAUUUCAGGACUUCCUGCAAACUACACUGACCCACAGAGCAAACUGAGAUUCAGUACCAUUGAGGAGUUUGCCUACAUUCGGAUGCUUCCUUCUGAUGUUGUUAUGGGUUACCUCACUCUAAGGAAAGCAUCAACUGUGGUUCCCUGAGAAGAGAAAACAAAGCCAAAGCCUUGGGAAUCACUGUGCAUUUGUGUGUAUAUAAUAGGUCAAAGUUCUUAGAAAUAAAAUAUGAAUUAUAAUUAUUGAUUUAA